Molecule: messenger RNA, 2184 nt
Organism: Gastrolobium bilobum
Lineage: Eukaryota; Viridiplantae; Streptophyta; Magnoliopsida; Fabales; Fabaceae
Product: cytochrome c biogenesis protein CCS1, chloroplastic
Exons: 8
Coding region: 54-1760 (568 amino acids)
Source: RefSeq, a predicted model, not a curated record
AGCUGAUAGUUCCUGAAACAGUGCGCGUAUCGUAGUCUCAAAGUCUUUGAUCGAUGAAGGCUUUGAGUUCAAUGAACACCUCAAAUCCAUGUCUUCUCAAAACCCAUUUGAUUAAAGUCCCUAACUUUCACCUCUUCUUCAAAUUCAAGCCAUUCUCAUACAAUACCCAUGAUGCUAAGAGAGCUCAUGCUCUCUCAUUCACUAUCAACUGUAAGAAGACAAGUUCCCAAGACAUAAAAAACAAGGGGAAGGGCGUGUCCCAGAAGAUUGUCUUAUCAGAAAUGUCCCCUCCACCCCUCACAGAGGAUGAUGAUGACAUCAAUGGUGGUAGUGGUAUUGGUAGUGGCAGUGGGGAUGUUCCAGUAAGCUCAAAGAACAAGGGAGGCCCUUCUGGAAUGGCCAAGAUGUUGAGUAAAAGAGUUUUGCAGAUUCUCUCUAAUUUGCCCUUGGCUAUUGGGGAAAUGUUCGCCAUUGCUUCUUUAAUGGCUUUGGGAACUUUUAUUGAACAAGGUGAGGCCCCUGACUUUUAUUUCCAGAAAUAUCCUGAAGAUCAUCCUGUGUUAGGAUUUUUUACUUGGAGAUGGGUUCUUGCCCUUGGUUUUGAUCACAUGUUUACGUCCACUAUAUUUCUUGGAAUGUUGGUUCUCCUGGGUGCAUCCCUUAUGGCCUGCACUUACACAACACAGAUCCCUCUCGUCAAGGUUUCAAGAAGAUGGUCGUUUUUGCACUCUGCUGAGGCUAUACUUAAGCAGGAAUUUUCAGAAUCGUUGCCAAGAGCAUCAAUCCAAGAUGUUGGUACUAUAUUGAUGGGAGCUGGAUAUGAGGUAUUCUUAAAAGGACCAACUUUAUAUGCUUUUCAGGGGCUUGCAGGUAGGCUGGCUCCUAUUGGAGUCCAUAUAGCACUGCUGCUGAUAAUGGUUGGAGGAACUCUUAGUGCUGCUGGGAGCUUCAAAGGUUCAGUCACUGUACCCCAGGGGCUGAAUUUUGUUGUAGGAGAUGUUCUGGGUCCUAUUGGCUUUCUCUCCUCUCCUACUCAGGCUUUUAAUACAGAGGUUCAUGUCAACAGAUUCUCCAUGGAUUAUUUUGAUAGUGGAGAGGUUUCACAGUUCCACAGCGAUCUUUCCCUCUUUGACAUGGAUGGGAAAGAAGUAAUGAGGAAAACAAUUAGUGUAAAUGAUCCUUUAAGAUAUGGUGGUUUCACCAUAUACCAGACAGAUUGGAGUAUUGCAGCUCUGCAAGUUCUAAAGGACAAUGAAGGACCUUAUAACUUGGCCAUGGCACCUCUAAAGAUCAGUGGAGAUAAGAAGCUUUAUGGUUCUUUUCUACCCGUUGGAGAUAUUAACUCUCCUGAUGUUAAGGGAAUAUCUAUGCUUGCUCGUGAUCUGCAGUCAAUUGUCCUUUACGAUGUGGAAGGGAAAUUUGCAGGAGUUAGACGACCUAAUUCGAAUCUCCCAAUCAAUAUUAAUGGCACAGAAAUUGUCAUUGUUGAUGCAAUAGGGAGUAGUGGCUUGGAGUUGAAGACUGAUCCAGGUGUGCCAGUUGUAUAUGCUGGAUUUGGUGCUCUAAUGCUCACUACUUGCAUAAGCUAUUUAUCUCAUUCACAGGUAUGGGCCUUACAAGAUGGGACAAGAGUCGUUAUUGGAGGGAAGACUAACAGAGCAAAGGCGGAGUUUCCAGAGGAUAUGAACCGCUUGCUUAAUAAGGUCCCUGAAAUAGUUGAAUCAUCUCUAUCUAAGGAAGCUAAUGGCAUUAGUCGUUAGCUUAUGCUGCUUUUGAGACAUGGAGAUGAGAAAAGAAGACUCUUCAAUUGGAAGAUAGUGACUUAUAUGGAUUAUAUAGCAAUGAUAAAAGUACUUUGACAUGCAAAUACAAAUUGAACUUCAUACGUGAGGUGCCCUGCAGUUGUCUUCGUUGGCUGAUCGACCAAGGAUUUCACAAAUGCUCCAAUGAUUUCUUCGGGAAGUAAAUCAAGAAAACUUUGCAGCUCAUCAUAUAUGACAUUAUCUAGAUAAUACUGAGUUCCUUACAUGUAUAUUUCCUGCAUUUCUUUUUUUCUUUUUUUUAAAAAAUUAUAGGACCAAAUAUCAAAACUCUUUGUUAUUUGUGUUAUUCUGGUCCCUCAUUUAAGUAAUCGAAAAGUAUCUCCGCAAUUUGAUACCUCCCUAAUAAUGUAUACAUGUUGCA